AUGGAUGUGAAGGAUGUGCAGUUCAAGGCCAGCAAAGGCUGGUUUGAUCGUUUUCAGCGUCAGUCCAACCUAUAUAAUGUGAAGGUGUCAGGUGAAGCCGCCAGUGCUGAUCAUGGAGCUGCACAGAAGUUCAAGCCAGAGUUAGCUAAAUUAAUUGCUGAGAAGGGUUACAGUGCAAAGCAAGUGAUUAAUUAUGAUGAAACAGGCCUUUUUUGGAAGAAAAUGUCCUCCAAGACGUACAUAAGUAAAGAAGAAAAACAUGCCAAAGGUUUUAAAGCUGCCAAGGACAGAGUCACACUUCUCUUGGAAGGAAAUGCUGAAGGCGACCUGAAUCUGAAGCCAAAGUUGAUAUACCACUCAGAAAAUCCGAGAGCAUUGAAGGGACUAAUCAAAGAUUAUUUACCUGUCGUGUGGAGAUCAAACAAAAAGGCCUGGCUUACUACAACCAUACACCAGGACUACUUCAGCUCUUACUUGGCACCUAAACUAACUGAAUACGCCUCUGCAAAUAAUAUAGCAAAUCGGUUUCUGCUCAUCCUGGACAACGCUCUCAGUCAUCCAAAGUGUAUGGAAGAUUGGGCUGAGAACAUUCAAGUGGUGUUCCUUCCUCCCAACACUACUUCACUGAUCCAACCAAUGGAUCAAACCAUAAUUAAAACCUUUAAGGUGGAAAUUCAUUAA
Messenger RNA from Portunus trituberculatus (swimming crab), 681 nucleotides. Its product is annotated as tigger transposable element-derived protein 1-like. NCBI's taxonomy places the organism in Eukaryota, Metazoa, Arthropoda, Malacostraca, Decapoda, Portunidae. Gene Ontology annotation, molecular function: DNA binding. The record is from RefSeq and is a predicted model, not a curated record. Gene Ontology annotation, cellular component: nucleus. The transcript has a single exon. Bases 1 to 681 code for a protein of 226 amino acids.